CGUCACUGCGUAUGUCAGGGCUGCAGCUGUCUUAGAGCAACAAUAACAAGCUCUGCCACAUUAACUUAGCACGGCUUUAACGCUCCCUGACAGCGCCAGAUAACACAGAAUCUCGUCAAAAUGUGGCUCUCGGAAUAACUUAGACCUCUGUUUCCUCGUCGUCCGAGUCGAACACCGGGGUUACCGUCUCCGCCACCGCCGCUCCAGACCCGGAGAGUCGGUCGCAGGGGGAGCAGGGCAGGCAGGGCUGCAUCUGGGUCAGUGGGCCUGUCGGCGGCAGCACCGGUGUUAUCCCCGCGGGCUCACAUUGCGCCUGUCAUUCGUUUUUAUAUAGCCUACAUACCCGCAUAACCCGCGGUAACAUGCAGGGGGACGGGGCAGGACAGGACCAAGACUCAGAACUGUCCUGCCGAAACGGUGCGCAGAACGGCGAGUCGUCCUCCACCGGAGAGGCUCACUCCAACGGGCUGGAGUCGGUGACUAACAAUGGAAACACUGUCAACAACAACGGAGUGUCAGCACCGCCGGAGUCCAGCAACAGCACGGUGGACACUAGGAAGAAGAAGCGCCUGUCUCAGUGCGAGGAGGACGUCAUCAGGCUCAUCGGACAGCAUCUCCACGACCUGGGGCUCAAUCAGACGGUGGACCUCCUGAUGCAGGAGUCAGGGUGCAGACUGGAGCACCCCUCCGCCACCAAGUUCCGCAACCAUGUCAUGGAAGGAGAGUGGGACAAGGCUGAGAGUGACCUGAAUGAACUGAAGGCAUUGAUGCAUUCUCCCAGUGCUAUAGUGCGGAUGAAGUUCCUGCUGCUGCAGCAGAAGUACCUGGAGUACCUGGAGGACGGGAAGGUUCUGGAGGCCCUGCAGGUGCUCCGAGCCGAGCUCACUCCUCUCAAGUACAACACGGAGCGGAUCCACAUCCUGAGCGGGUACCUGAUGUGCAGUCAUGCAGAGGACCUGCGAGCCAAAGCAGAGUGGGAGGGCAAAGGCACGGCGUCCCGCACCAAGCUGCUGGACAAGCUGCAGACAUACCUGCCCCCCUCAGUGAUGCUUCCCCCCCGGCGCCUGCAGACCCUCCUGAAGCAGGCGGUGGAGCUGCAGAGGGAGCGCUGCCUGUACCACAACACCAAGCUGGACAGUGGGCUGGACUCUGUGUCCCUGCUGCUGGACCACGCCUGCAGCCGGAAGCAGUUCCCCUGCUACACUCAGCAGAUCCUCACUGAACACUGCAAUGAAGUCUGGUUCUGCAAGUUCUCCAACAACGGCACAAAACUGGCAACUGGGUCCAAAGACACGACGGUCAUAUUGUGGCACGUGGACACGGAAACCCAGCAGCUGAAGUUGAUGAAGACUCUGGAGGGUCACGCUUACGGGGUCUCGUACCUGGCGUGGAGCCCUGACGAUACGUAUCUGAUCGCCUGUGGACCUGAUGACUGCUCUGAGCUGUGGCUGUGGAACGUUCAGACGGGGGAGUUACGCACCAAGAUGAGUCAGUCUCAUGAGGACAGCCUGACCAGUGUGGCCUGGAACCCCGACGGUAAACGCUUCGUCACCGGGGGCCAGAGGGGCCAGUUUUACCAGUGUGACUUGGAUGGGAACCUGUUGGACUCCUGGGAAGGGGUCCGGGUUCAGUGCCUGUGGUGUCUGAAUGACGGCCGGACCAUGCUCGCAUCCGACACACACCAACGCAUUCGUGGAUACAACUUUGAGGACCUGACGGACAGGAACAUAGUGCAGGAGGACCACCCCAUAAUGUCCUUCACUGUUUCCAAAAACGGACGGUUAGCUCUGCUCAAUGUCGCAACUCAGGGAGUGCACCUAUGGGACCUGCAGGACCGGGUGCUGGUGAGGAAGUACCAAGGCGUGACCCAGGGCUUCUACACCAUCCACUCCGGCUUCGGAGGGCACAAUGAAGACUUCAUCGCUAGUGGCAGCGAAGAUCACAAAGUUUACAUCUGGCACCGGCGCAGCGAGCUGCCCAUCGCUGAGCUGACGGGGCACACCCGCACCGUCAACUGUGUGAGCUGGAACCCUGUCCUGCCCGGGCUGCUGGCCAGCGCCUCUGACGAUGGGACCGUCCGCAUCUGGGGCCCCGCCCCCUUCCUGGAUGUCCAGGAGGCAGACGGCCUCAAUGAUUGUAGCAGCAUGGACAGCUGAUGGUGUGCGCUGAGCCUGAGGAGCAUUGAGACUCUGAACUCUUUGAACUGAUGAAGCAGGAAGUGCUCCCGUCGUCAGGCAGCAGCUUCCUGGAGACGGCCCGCGGUGCUGCAUGUCAGGAUGUCACCACACAGAGAUGUCAGAGCAGGCACAUCAUCCAGAGCAGAGCCGGACACAUGAAGCUCUGACCAUCAUCACCACCACCUCCUCCUCCUCCUCCUCCUCCUCCUCCUCCUCCUCCUCCUCCUCCUCCUCCUCCUCCUCCUCCUCCUCCUCCUCCUCCUCCUCCUCCUCCUCCUCCUCCUCCUCCUCCUCCUCCUCCUCCUCCUCCUCCUCCUCCUCCUCCUCCCUCUCCACCACCCAGGACCACCAACCUUCUCUUAUUUAUUAUCAACUACAUUAUUUAUUCAUGAGUAGUUUACUGACUUGUGCUAGGCUGUGACAUAGCGGCGCCUUGUGGACGGUGUGUUCUAGGUUUGUUUUCUAUGAGCUGCUCACACCAAGCAGCAGAACCCCUUUCCCUCCUCACCUGCAGAACCUAUUUAGAGAUUUGAACCAUCCAAACAUUUGAUGGAUGCACCCACUUGAAGAGAAUCUUAAUAUCCUUGUCUUUUCUUUCAUUCAUACGUCCUGCUUCAUCUCUUCAAUCCGCUGUGUCGAUGCCUUCUGAGAGUAAGCAGCAGCUAAUGUGUGGAAACCUGUAGAGUUCAAGGGACCUUCUGUCAACACAGAGGAUCUCUGUAGUUUCCCUCAUGCCAUCAGUGGAUUUGUAUCUUUAUUUUUCCCUUCAGUAUUUACUCUUUGAUUCAUCUUUUCCUGCUUACAAACAGCAUAUGAAUUUCACUUGGUUUGGUUUAGUUACAUGUUCUGAGUUUAAUGGCGUUUGUUUGGAUUUACUACAAAUGGAGAUAUAAUGUUUAAAGAGACACUCUGAUGUAUUGCUUUACCUUCAACAUCACGGCUCAGUGUGAAGUGUUUUAGAGAUGAGGCUGGUGUUAUAUUUUAUAUUGUUAAAAAAUCUAAUGCAGAAACCAUCAAUGUGUGUGUUCAAGGUGAUGAAGAAUAUGUUACCCAGUGCAACUGUGAUACAGAAGGAAUAAUACAUAUCAGGCGUUGAUACACACACAAAACUUCCUAGAAGAUACCGUUAUUAUUUUUGGUCUCUGCAUUAGAUUGAAUUAUGCUACAAAUAAAUACAAAAUUGCCAGCCUUCUCCUUUUAUUUGAACACACCCCAGUGAGCUGACACACACAGUAACACUGAUGGAUCUGUAACAAAACACGUUUGUACACAAUUGUAAAAUAUGAAGUGUAAAAGAGCAAUUUUGCCUACUAUGAUAUUCUAUGAUGUGCUGUAUAUUUAUUUGUUAUGGCAUGUAUUAUGCGGCUGUGUAGAGUGGCAGGAUGUCGGGUGUGUUCAGGGUUCCCAUGCCGUUUUCUUUUACUGUCAAAUUCAGAAAGCUUUCAGAGCUUCGCACCAAAUGUUCCUGACUGAAAUUCACAAACUGUGGAGCCAAACAUACAUUUUGGAUAUUUAAAAUGGAUCAUUUCGUGACAUAUUUUCCAAACCGCUUCAACAGAAUAUUAUUUUUUAAGGCUUUGAAGUGGAUAAGUGCAGGAGCGUGGGAACCCUGUUCAUCAUCAGCAGCGCCUCCAUCACAGAACACACACGCUAGUGGAACACAACAAUAGAUGUCUGACUCACACAAACUUGAUCUACUCACAGACGUGGUGUUCUAGUGACUUUCUUUGUUUAAUCGGAGUAUUUCUGGCUUCUCGCUGUAAGAAGCCACAGUAGGAACUUAGUUUGCUUGCAGGCAGUUUCUGCCAGAAAACCAUUUUACGUUUUAAAUGUGUUACUACAAAAAAAGUGAUUGUACUGUUCUGUAUUGUAUGUAGAAGAAGUGUUAUGUAUGCAUAUUUUAAAUAAAGAAUUCAGGGUUUUAAAAUGUAA
Gymnodraco acuticeps is the source of this 4109-nucleotide messenger RNA. RefSeq names its product WD repeat domain 26a (gene wdr26a). Gene Ontology annotation, cellular component: GID complex. Lineage: Eukaryota; Metazoa; Chordata; Actinopteri; Perciformes; Bathydraconidae. Gene Ontology annotation, molecular function: protein binding. Gene Ontology annotation, biological process: proteasome-mediated ubiquitin-dependent protein catabolic process. The record is from RefSeq and is a predicted model, not a curated record.